AUGUGUAAUAACGAAAGCCCUCCACCGGCAAAAGAACCAUUAACAAUAGGCUUAGGUAUUGGUGUUGGUGGUGCUAUGGCUGGAUUCUUGCCAUUUGAACACUAUCGGCUCCAAUUAUAUCAUUAUGCAUCAAUGGCCGAAAGACUAAGAUUAGCUCAUCAGUUACAUCCACAACAUCCUGGAGUAGGACAUCCUACAUCUGGAGGACCAGGAUCUCAUCUUGGAAUGUCUCCAGGUUUUUCCGCGCCUCUUCCAUUGUAUCCAGCUGCUGCAGCGGCAGCUGCUGUUGCAAGCUAUCCCAAUAGACUCGCUUUAUCUAUGGCUUUACUUCAUCCUCAUCAUCCUCGUAUGCCAGAAGAACCUAAACCGCAACACAGUUAUAUCGGACUUAUUGCGAUGGCGAUUUUGUCAUCACCGGAUAAAAAACUUGUGUUAUCUGACAUCUAUCAGCACAUUCUAGAUAACUAUCCGUAUUUUAGAAGUCGUGGACCAGGCUGGAGGAAUUCUAUAAGACAUAACUUGUCAUUAAACGACUGCUUCGUUAAAUCUGGAAGGAGUGCUAAUGGUAAAGGUCACUAUUGGGCCAUCCAUCCAGCUAAUUUGGAAGACUUUCGUCGUGGUGACUUCCGACGACGCAAAGCUCAAAGAAAAGUACGCCGCCAUAUGGGUCUUGCUGUUGACGAAGAACCAGACAGUCCGAGCCCACCACCUUUACCAGCAACUCCACCACCGCCGACGGGUCUGGUUGGUCCCCCGGUUACUUCGCAGCCGAUAACGGCCCUUUGGAGUCCUCAACAUCAUCACCAUCAUCACCAAGCUCAGCAGUCCAACAAUCAUCAGUUACAGCAAUUAUCCCCACAAAGUCCACAUUCACAGCAUCAACAUCAACGUCAUAUUCAAAAUCUUCCUCUAUUGAGAAUGUCCUAUCAACCAUCUCGAAAACGUCAAUUUGACGUUGCUAGUCUUCUUGCGCCAGAUGACCAACAAAUCGAUGACGUUGAGUCUGUUGUUAUCAGAACAACCAAAACGCGGAAAUAUAGUUGCAGCGAGGAUGAGCAAGAAACUGACCAUAUAGAUCAAGAUGACGAAGAUGUCGACGUGGACGUUGAUGUGGUUGCUGAAGCAAAUCCACUACCUUCACCUGGCACACCCAGUGCAAGCCCUGAUACCAAAAUGAUUUCACCUAGCAAUCAGUGUGAUUGGAAUGAACCGACGGCAAUAAAAACAACACAACCACUUUCAUCAAUGCAUCUUCACAAUCAUUUGCAUAUUAGAAAUUAUUAUAUUCAAGCAAACGCGACGUCAACUUCCAGCGUUUAA
Messenger RNA from Cotesia congregata, 1320 nucleotides. The record is from the annotation of a GenBank genome assembly. Lineage: Eukaryota; Metazoa; Arthropoda; Insecta; Hymenoptera; Braconidae.